Chiloscyllium plagiosum (whitespotted bambooshark) is the source of this 1398-nucleotide messenger RNA. The record is from RefSeq and is a predicted model, not a curated record. NCBI's taxonomy places the organism in Eukaryota, Metazoa, Chordata, Chondrichthyes, Orectolobiformes, Hemiscylliidae.
ACUUUAGAAUCUCCAGGAGACUAUAUUGAGAGAGGUUCAUUAGACGGAUCAAAUGGACAGAAGAAAGUGUGCCCAUUUUACCGCAAAUGGCUUAAGAAUUGUUCUGGACUGGAUGAUCCUAAUUACGGCUAUUCAGAAGGCAGACCCUGCAUUAUAGCCAAGCUCAACAGGAUUAUUAACUUCUAUCCCAAGCCUCCAAAGAAUAACAGUGAUCUUCCUGAAGAGUUGCAGGCAAAUUAUAAUCCAUUUGUUCUUCCAAUUCAUUGCACAGCAAAGAAAGAAGAAGACAGAGGUAAAGUUGGAUCUGUGGAAUACUUUGGUCUGGCAGGAUAUGCUGGCUUUCCUUUGCAGUACUACCCAUACUAUGGCAAGCGUCUACAGCCAAAAUACCUCCAGCCUUUAGUUGCUAUUCAGUUCCACAAUAUCUCGCAGAAUGUGGAAGUUCGCAUUGAGUGUAAAGUGUAUGGUGAAAAUAUUAAAUAUAGUGACAAGGACCGCUCUCAGGGACGUUUUGAAGUAAAAAUUGAGGUCAAAAGCUGAUAAUUGCAAAAUAGAACUUGCCCCUUUAUUUCAAAUUUAGUCUUGAACAAACUGUCAUACAUAUGGGACCUACACUUAAUCUAUAUGCUUUACACUAGCUUUCUGCAUUUACUUAGGUAUGUAACAUAAAAGCAAUAGUAGUACAUAUUUAUUCUACUGUAAAUGAUACUACUUGAGCCAUGGGUAUGUCCAUUAUUGUAAAUUAUAAUUCCACUAAUGUGUAGCAGUCAUUGUUUCUGUCCCUUUAGAUAUUGCUGCCUUGUGCCUUGUGUGAGUUUGAGUGUACAGUACUGUAGUGCAUUCACUGGUCCUUCAAACCAUGUUGCAGUUUCAAAGCAAGCUUUGCUUUCCAAGUUGUAAAUACUCUGAAAAUUGCCAUGGUACUCUAUUUUACUUGUUAUGCCCAUGUGUAUGAAUAUACUGCACUCUGAAUUGUGUAGGGGGAGGGAGGAGAAAUUGCAUUUUCUUUUGGCAAUGUUAAGUGUAGGGUGAUGGGUUUUUAUUACACUUCCUUUUAGUUCUGUUUAAUCUUCAAUCUAUGUUGAGAUCUGGGUUGGGCUGUCAAGCUAUUGUGAUUAAAGUUGUUUGCUGGAGCCAUCACCUGGUGGUGUCUGUGAAUGUUUUAACCAUUUUUCAUGGAAGAUUUUAUAUUUAUGCAGUUGUAAAAUUUUUCUGCAAAGUUUAAUGUAUAAAAGAUACCAAAGUCACUGGUAAAAUCAUAAUCCUUUAUUUUAAACCAAUGCAGUAGGAUGGUGUUCAUGGUGUAAAAUGCAAAUGCAAUGUAACAUCUGUAACCUUGUUGGGAGAACAGUACUCCACAUGAUUCAAAGCAACAAAAAAAUAAAACUCAUGAACCUA